GUCGAACUAUUUUAUAUCCCCGUGUCCUACCCUGUGACACUGCUUCUGCUUGUGUAGGACAGUUAUCGUCUUGGGCCUAUUCCUUCCAUUUCAUUGAUAUCAGCAAUGCCCUAGGUGAACUUUUCUGAGACACCUUCUCUUCGCCCAAUAACCCUCGCUCUCUGCGACUGCAAUGGACUUCCUCAAGAGAAUUGCUGAUGCCCAAGAGUCGCUGUCCGAAGAUGCGUUAUCACAUCUGAAAACCUACAAGUACUCCAGCGUCGACAAGUCCUUCAUAUCCAGAUAUAUACUGAAGCAUUACUGGAAUGCCUUCGUCGAACUCCUGCCGCUAUGGCUCGCGCCAAAUAUGGUCACGCUAAUCGGCUUUAUGUUCAUCAUUGGAAACUUAAUACUUCUGGAGAUAACUGUUCCGGAUCUUGUCGGGCCGGCUCCCUCAUGGGUAUAUUACAGUUUCGCGAUGGGGGUAUGGAUGUACUCAACGAUGGAUAACGUCGACGGGAAACAGGCGAGGAGAACGGGUACAUCUAGCGGACUGGGAGAAUUAUUUGACCACGGGAUUGACUCCUUAAACUGCACUUUAGCCAGUCUUCUACAAGUUGCGGCAAUGGGCCAGGGCUCGACAAAAAUCGGAGCCUUCACCACGCUGCUUCCCUGUCUCCCUAUGUUUUUCUCGACCUGGGAGACCUAUCACACCCACACUUUAUACCUUGGAUAUAUUAAUGGCCCAACUGAGGGAUUAAUUAUUGGAGUUUUAAUGAUGAUAGCGGCUGGUUAUUACGGACCUCAUAUUUACUCAGCGCGGGUGGCAGAUACUUUGGGUUACCCAAGCUUGUUCGGAAAUUGGACCUACCAGGAGCUCUUCGUAUUUGUUCUGGGCUUCUCGUUUUUGACCGCCCACUUUCCCGCAUGCGUUUACAAUGUGAUACGAGUCCGUAAACGCCACAAACUCCCUAUCCUACCCAUCUUCUUGGAAUGGAUACCUGCCAUCGUCGCAUCUGCAUCCGCCGUGUCCUGGCUGUAUUCGCCCUACUCGUCGCUUUUGAGUGACAACAGGCUCGUUCUUUUCGCAGUAACGAUGUGUUUUGUGAUCGGGCGCAUGACAACCAAAAUAAUUCUAGCUCAUUUGACCCGGCAGCCAUUUCCGUACUGGACAAUACUUAUAACUCCUCUUAUUGGCGGUACCAUACUGGGGAACCUCCCCAGAUUUGGAUUUCCUCAGAUCAGCCCGUGGCUAGAGCUGCUUUAUUUGCGGGCCUAUCUGGUGUUUGCCUUUGUCACAUACAUGCAUUGGGCCUACUUUGUCGUCAACCGAAUCACAACCUACUUGGGUAUACAUUGUUUGACGAUCAAACAGGACAAGACGAAGGCUAGGGAGCAAGCUUACCGCCAAUUCGGAGAAGGCAGGGUCGACGCGGUAAAUAUGAGGCCGGAUCCAUUUGCUGACUCCAGAGUCAAGGCCAAUUAGAGAGGAUGUUGGCCGCCACAGAGCACGCAAACAACCGGCCCACAUCCUGACUACUACAAUGUGUCAGGUCAAACCAAAUUCAACCGUGUCGAGUGUGAUCCAACACUGCCUGUCUCGACAAGGAUUCAAAGAAAAUCUGAAGAGAUAUGACUGAUGAGAUAUAGGCAAGAAUCACGCAGGUGCUCGACAUGCGCACAUUCUAAAAAAAUACCCCUAUCAAACCAAAAAGCCACCAUAACGCAUUCAUGACCUUUACAACCCUUUACAACUCUAUACAACUCGUACACCGAAUCAACUGGCGUUGAAAUAGAGAAACCGGACCUCGGUAAAUACAUAUAUAUAUAGUGAUUUCAGGCGUCACAAGCUGUGUAUAAAUUUUGUUCUUCGCAAUUGCAUUCUUGUCAAAGAUAGAUGGAUGUCUCUAGCUGUUAUGGUUUUAGAAAUAUUUAAUACCCUUUUGAUAUUUCCCAAUAACCAUUAGCUAGACCUGUAGUUAUUGCCCCGGAGAACGUUUUUGGAGUUUGAUUGUGCUCCAUUAUUCGAAGAUCUCAAGGGCCAAAUAACAUGCGUACCUCGGCCGGCUGAAAGGAGCCGCACCAGUGGCUCAUGUGGACUACAUGCUGGAUGCUGGGCAACAUUUCUACGUAAACAAACAUUCCAUUCUACACUUAAAUAUGUUGUCCCUGUAGAUUUGUGCAUCUGUUUACAUCUGUAUCUAGAUAAAAAGUCCCCUUAUGAAUAUCACUGCGGACUUAUCCGUGUUGACCUUGGAACCGUCCUUCACACAUGAUAGCAAAUAUACAAUCACUUCUCUCCCUAAUGCUGGCAAGGGCAAUAAAGCUGCUUGUUGAGCCAUUAGUGGGUCAAUACAUGAAAUUUAUCCAUCGUAUAUUGACUCCUCUCAUGCCCCAUACAGCUAUGUAGAAC
This is a messenger RNA of Blastomyces gilchristii SLH14081, 2392 nucleotides long. Its product is annotated as sn-1,2-diacylglycerol cholinephosphotransferase. The record is from RefSeq and is a predicted model, not a curated record. Gene Ontology annotation, biological process: phospholipid biosynthetic process. Lineage: Eukaryota; Fungi; Ascomycota; Eurotiomycetes; Onygenales; Ajellomycetaceae. Gene Ontology annotation, molecular function: phosphotransferase activity, for other substituted phosphate groups. Gene Ontology annotation, cellular component: membrane. The transcript is spliced from 6 exons. Bases 173 to 1465 code for a protein of 430 amino acids.